AGAAAACAUCACCCACUACAUGAUACACUUCCUCAAAUCACAGAUAUAGAGAGAGACAAACGUAUGUCAUGUUCUUCGUGUUGGCAGUUUUCUUUCCUUCUCCGAUAAACACUCUCUAACUCUAUCUUCUUGCUCAAUCCUCUCCCCUCCAAUCCAUUUUCUCUCUCUUACCCUUUUUCUUCUCCCUCGCAUAAAUUCACGCCCACCCACUUCACAAUCCGCGCACGCAGAUCCAAAGUUCUUAACUUUUUCGCCGUUCCUCGCGAAUUCCCCAACCGGGUCAUCCGAAUUCUCAACAUUACUGUGCUGUUUAAGCCAACCCUAAGUCCCUGUUUUCAAUCCCAAUUUUCCCAAUUUUUUUUUUUUUUUUUAUCGUGUUUUCCGGAUCAGAAUCCCCGACCCAUGUCGCGAAUCUUUGGUAGAUGGACGAAGGCGAAGGAAAUGGCGGCGCUUCCGAGGUGUCUGCCACGUGGGCACCGCUCAACCGGGUUCAAUUCGUGUCCGGUCACGACCCACCGGAGCAUGGUCGCCGGCCACCGCCGGCGCGACGCUCCGGUGGGGCUGCAGGAGCGGUACAAGUGGGAUCGCGGCGGGUCGGACGACAACCCGACCCGGAAGAUCCUGGCCGAGGCUAAUUGCCCACGUUGCACCAAAGACAUGAACCUUAUUUUCUCCAAUCGCCACUUUACCAUCCCACCAAGUGAGUCUAGUUCUGAAUUGGGUGGUGGGGGAGAAAAAGAAAAGGGUUACCAAGCAGUGAAUCGUUGCCCAACUUGCAAAACUGCUUAUUACUUUCGCCCGUUUGACACUGCACCUCUGCAAGGUACCUUUGUGGAGAUUGGUAGGGUCAGUAGUACUAACAAUAAUGGUGUUAAUAAUGUGAGUGGUAAGGGGCAAUCUCCUAGGAGGAUCACACAUGGGAAGGGCAAAGAGGGUGGUAGUAGUAGUAGUAAGAGUGGUCAAGGGGGAGAGGAAUUUGGGCCUAAGAGUAAUAGUAAUGCAAGUAAAUGGCUUGAAGUGUCAUUGUGGGAGACUUUGAUGUCCUACAAUGGUGGUGGUGGUAAUGGUAAUGGUGAUCAUGGCGAGCCACCUGAGUCGUGGCCGCCGGGUGGUAGUAAUGGGAAUGGGAAUGGUUUGGCUGUGCAUACUCCUCCAGGCCCACCUUUUGCACCUGGGAUUAAUGUUUUCCGGGCUACGGGGCCACGGAAUGGUGGUUCAGGUGGUGGAGGGGGGGGCGAUGGUGAGAAGACCGCCUGGGGAGGGUCUAAUUUGGGGAAGGAUUUGCCCUCACCAAAAGAGAUCUGUAAGGGUCUUGACAAGUUUGUCAUUGGUCAAGAGAGAGCCAAGAAGGUGCUUUCUGUAGCUGUUUAUAACCAUUAUAAAAGGAUAUACCAUGCCACUUUACAGAAAGGGCCAGUGCCGUCAGGCGCAGAUUCAGGAGCUUCAGAAGUGUUAGAUGAUGACGAUAAUGUGGAGCUAGAAAAGAGUAAUGUUCUCCUGAUGGGUCCAACAGGGUCAGGGAAGACAUUACUUGCUAAAACACUGGCUCGAUUUGUGAAUGUUCCGUUUGUCAUUGCUGAUGCAACAACCUUAACACAGGCCGGUUAUGUUGGAGAAGACGUUGAAUCAAUACUGUAUAAACUACUUGCGGCAGCAGAUUUCAAUGUUGCGGCAGCUCAACAAGGAAUAAUUUACAUUGAUGAAGUUGACAAAAUAACUAAGAAGGCUGAGAGCUUAAAUAUCAGCCGGGAAUUGUAAAUGUCCCUGAGAAAGGAGCUAGGAAGCAUCCACGGGGGGAUAACAUUCAGAUCGACACAAAAAAUAUUCUUUUUAUAUGUGGUGGAGCAUUUAUUGAUCUUGAAAAAACCAUUUCAGAGAGACGACAAGAUUCUUCUAUUGGUUUUGGAGCACCAGUUCGUUCCAAUAUGAGAAAUGGUGGAAUAACAGAUUCUGCAGUAACAUCCUCUUUACUGGAAUCAGUAGAAAGUGCUGAUCUUAUUGCAUAUGGCCUCAUACCAGAGUUUAUUGGACGAUUCCCCAUCUUAGUCAGCUUGUCAGCUUUAACUGAAGAUCAACUUAUGAUGGUUCUCACAGAACCAAAAAAUGCUCUUGGUAAGCAGUACAAGAAAUUAUUUAGCAUGAAUAAUGUUAAGUUGCACUACACAGAGAAUGCUCUAAGACUGAUAGCAAAGAAAGCAAUGGCCAAAAAUACUGGUGCCAGAGGAUUGAGAGCCUUACUGGAAAACAUUUUAACCGAAGCCAUGUAUGAGAUUCCUGAUAUUAAGACAGGAAGCGACCGAGUAGAUGCAGUUGUUGUUGAUGAAGAGUCAGUAGGGUCGCUAACUUCCCCCGGAUGUGGAGGGAAAAUCCUUCGCGGAGAUGGUGCAUUGGAGCAGUUCCUAGCUAAGAUCAAGGAUUCGGCGAGUGUUGACGUAGCUGAAUCAGAUUUACAAGAGGGGGAUUCAGAGCUUUCAUCAAGAGCCAUGAGCAUGUAAUAUUAUUAUAUUCACCAUAUUCAGUGUAUAAUUUGUCACUGUCAUUUGUAAAAAUCACAUUAAAAGGAAUUGCUGUAAUUAUCCUUUGUAUAACAGCAUAGCUACUGGUCUAAGUUCACUGGAUAGGAAAGAAAUAAUAGAAGAGAAAAGAAAGGUGUAGUGUAGCAUUGCUAAUUUAGGCAGCACAUUAUACAAAAUUUCAAUCAUUGUUGAGCAAGUCUCACUGAAGACAUUUUUUCUUUUGUACUGGACUACUGAUUUCACCACUUGAACUAAUGAUUUAGUUAUAUUUAACUAUUGU
Molecule: messenger RNA, 2796 nt
Organism: Cajanus cajan (pigeon pea)
Lineage: Eukaryota; Viridiplantae; Streptophyta; Magnoliopsida; Fabales; Fabaceae
Source: RefSeq, a predicted model, not a curated record